This is a messenger RNA of Trifolium pratense (red clover), 1556 nucleotides long. Its product is annotated as NAC domain-containing protein 26-like. NCBI's taxonomy places the organism in Eukaryota, Viridiplantae, Streptophyta, Magnoliopsida, Fabales, Fabaceae. The transcript has 4 exons. The coding region runs from base 211 to 1332 and encodes 373 amino acids. Gene Ontology annotation, biological process: regulation of DNA-templated transcription. The record is from RefSeq and is a predicted model, not a curated record. Gene Ontology annotation, molecular function: DNA binding.
AAACACACUUGACCUUGUUUUCUUCAAUGAUUUUAUACUUGAAUAUAAAUUCUUCAACAUAUCUCAUGCAUGGUGUGAUUACUAAUUAGAAAGAUUCAUCUCUUUCAUACUUCAAAUAAAUUUUAGUUACCCUCAAGUUAGUGUUUCUUGCAAAAAAGAUAGCUCCUAUAAAUCAUCAAAACCUAAACCAAAGAAAAAGUUUGUCUCUCCAUGCAAGACAAAGAAGUUGUUAGCAAGGAAGGGAAAGAAAUGGAAACGGAAGAAGGAACUCGUGCGAAAGAAGAAACCCUACCUCCUGGAUUUCGAUUUCAUCCAACCGAUGAAGAACUCAUUACUUACUAUCUUGUAAACAAGAUUUCAGAUGCUGAUCAUUUUACUUGCAAAGCAAUAGGUGAUGUAGAUCUCAACAAGUGCGAGCCAUGGGAGCUUCCUGGGAAGGCAAAGAUGGGUACAAAAGAAUGGUACUUCUUCAGUCUAAGAGAUCGUAAAUAUCCAACAGGUGUGAGAACUAAUAGAGCAACAAACACUGGAUAUUGGAAAACCACAGGGAAAGACAAGGAGAUAUUCAAUAGUGUUACUUCUGAGUUGGUUGGUAUGAAGAAGACUUUAGUUUUUUACAAAGGUAGGGCUCCUAGAGGAGAAAAAUCCAACUGGGUCAUGCAUGAAUACCGUAUUCAUUCAAAAUCAACCUUCAGAACCAACAAGCAAGAUGAAUGGGUGGUUAGCAGGGUAUUCCGCAAAAGUGCAGGUGCAAAGAAGUACCCUUCAUCAAACCCUAAUAGAUCAGUCAUGAUGAAUCCUUACAAUAUCAAUCUAGAAGUUGCUCAUCCUAACUUCAACAACAAUCACAAUAUGCCACCACCACAAAUGAUGCAGCUAGGACUAGAUCCUGCAACUCAUUUCCAGCUCUAUGGAAGAAACUACAUCAACACUGCAGAAGUUCUACGAGCCGGUAUACCGAUGCAGCAAUAUUCCAAUUUGAAUUUUCCAGUAUCAUCAUCAUCAACAUCACCUUUAGGAGUUGGAGAUGUUGGAGGAUUCACUAUUUCAGGGCUUAAUUUGAAUCUUGGUGGAUCAACUUCAUCACAAACCAUUUUAAGGCCAAUGCCAUCAACUGUUCAUAAUGCUAUGCAUGAUUUUAGCUCCAAUAUGAUGAUGGCGGGUGCAAAUAGUAAUAUUCAGAUUGCUGCAGAGAAUAAUAAUAAUAAUAAUCAUAAUGUAGGGUAUGGUGGAGGAGAUCAGGUGAAUAAUGCAAACCCUAAUAGGUACAAUAUGCAAGGUACUAUGGAUCAUUGUGUGGAUCUUGAUCAUUACUGGCCACCUUCCUACUGAUGAAUUUCAUUGGGAUUAGUUCUUCAUUUUGUUUAUUUGCUAUGAUAGGAGACUUUAUGAAUAUUUGAUAAGCUAUGUUUUUUCAAGUGUUUUUAAUUGUCUUGUGAGGGUCAAGUUAAUACCCUACAAACAAAGUUCUUAAUGUUUAUUUAGAACUCUCUUUUCUUUAGAUUGAGAUCAUUGUUGUGUUGUGUACUAAUAAAAAAAAAUCAAUGUUGUGUUUA